Molecule: messenger RNA, 584 nt
Organism: Elaeis guineensis (African oil palm)
Lineage: Eukaryota; Viridiplantae; Streptophyta; Magnoliopsida; Arecales; Arecaceae
Product: histone H4
Cellular component (GO): nucleosome
Molecular function (GO): structural constituent of chromatin; DNA binding; protein heterodimerization activity
Source: RefSeq, a predicted model, not a curated record
CUCAUUCUCGGUCUAAAGUCCCUAAUUUACCUUCACGGAGGAGGACUCCUUUUUUUGUUUUUUGUUGUUGUCUUCGUAUUCCUUCUCCAUCGACGCCAUGUCUGGCCGCGGCAAGGGAGGGAAGGGGCUGGGCAAGGGUGGGGCGAAGCGCCACCGCAAGGUUCUCCGCGACAACAUCCAGGGCAUCACCAAGCCGGCGAUCCGCCGCCUUGCUCGUCGAGGUGGCGUGAAGCGGAUCAGCGGCCUCAUCUACGAGGAGACUCGGGGGGUCCUCAAGAUCUUCCUCGAGAACGUCAUCCGCGACGCUGUCACCUAUACCGAGCACGCUCGCCGGAAGACCGUCACGGCCAUGGAUGUCGUGUACGCUCUCAAGCGCCAGGGUCGCACUCUCUAUGGCUUCGGUGGCUGAGUUCCUGUUGGAUGUUUUUGGAAUUAGGUGGGGUGAGGGUAUGUGCGAGGGCUGGGGUUUCUUGUUGGAUUUGGCUUUGUUUAGGUUGUAAAUCUUCCCGGGUCUUGUUUUGGGAUAGAAAAAGGUGUAAUCUUUUUCAAUUAUGAAAUGAAAAUUUAAAGCUUUGCUGGAAGAA